AUGAGUGAAGGCGACACAGUUCAGAGCGAGCAGCAUACGUGGCGCGUCGUGAAACUGCUUGGUUCUGGUGGAUUCGGAGACGUCUAUAAGGUCGUGAAGCACAAUGAAGCCGACAAAACGGAGUCUGCCAUGAAAACAGAGAUGGUGAUCGGUGAUCGAAGAAUGUUGCGAUUAAAGAUCGAAGUGCUGGUAUUAAUGAAGUGCCAUGAACAGACCGAUCCCAACUGUAAACAACAUUUUGUGCCAUUCGUGGAUAGAGGGAAGACGGCGAAGUUUAAAUUUCUUGUAAUGGGUCUUGUCUGGAAGUCUUUAGAAGAUAUUCGAAGAGAUAUACUCGGUCACAAUUAUAGCAGAUCAACC
This is a messenger RNA of Ostertagia ostertagi, 360 nucleotides long. NCBI's taxonomy places the organism in Eukaryota, Metazoa, Nematoda, Chromadorea, Rhabditida, Trichostrongylidae. The record is from the annotation of a GenBank genome assembly.